Messenger RNA from Endocarpon pusillum Z07020, 2244 nucleotides. RefSeq lists its product as uncharacterized. The transcript is spliced from 2 exons. Lineage: Eukaryota; Fungi; Ascomycota; Eurotiomycetes; Verrucariales; Verrucariaceae. Bases 1 to 2244 code for a protein of 747 amino acids. The record is from RefSeq and is a predicted model, not a curated record.
AUGGCGUUCGCUGUCAAGGCCCUUUUAUGGCUUGUUGCUUGUGCCUCAUUUACUUUGGUUGAUGCCUUCUGGCGUAUGAACUGUGCUAUCAUCCAGACGGGCAGAGUCGAUCCCAUUGUUAACCCCGGAGCUAUCGCCAGCCAUGCCCACAAGAUUGUUGGGCCCAGCAAUUUCGGCCUCAGCUCAACAUAUGACUCGCUUCUAGCAGCACCAUGUACAUCAUGCGAGGUACAAAAGGACAAGUCCGCGUACUGGACUCCACAGCUGUACUACAAGCAUACGAAUGGCUCUUUCCAAGAAGUUUUCGCCAGCGGAACUACGGUCUACUACCUCAGCCGUGGGGAUAACAGGAGAAACAUCGAACCCUUCCCGCCAGGUUUCCGCAUGUUGUCAGGCGACAAUGCAGCAAGACGUUAUGAUAACACAACUCGGACUUAUCUCAACGACCGACCGAUUGCCGACCGAGUCUCUUUUGCUUGUCUGGACAAAGACCCAAUGAAAGAACAGCCCUAUCUGUUCCGAACAGACUGCUCAAAUGGCCUGCGCGCUCAAAUCCACUUCCAGAGUUGCUGGGACGGUGUCAAUCUUUGGAAACCAGACCAAAGCCAUGUGGCUUACAUGUCAGGAAUAGACAACGGUCGAUGCCCUCCCACACAUCCACGUCAAUUCGCACAUAUCUUUUUAGAAGUCCUCUAUGGGGUCAAUGACAUCGAUAAAAGCAAAGGUGGGAUCUUCACCUUUGCCAACGGCGACGCGACUGGAUACGGCUUCCAUGGCGACUUCCAAAAUGGCUGGGACAUGGAUGUCCAGACCGCCGCCCUCAAACAAUGCAUGGAUGAUGGUUCCUCUGGGGGCAUCAGUGACUGUCCGCCUCUUGAAGCCUCGAGAGAUCCCUACUUCCCUUGGAAUUGCCCUGAGCGGCCGCCAGUCGUCAACGAAAACGCCAAAGGGAUGAUUGAUAAGUUACCAGGCUGCAAUCCGAUAACUGGAUAUCAAAAUGCAAGAGCUCCCAGCACCAACUGCCCAGCCAAUCUAAACACGAUUCCUCCUCAGUCUAAAGCUUCGAUCUUUAAUCCCACCCCAGGGACCAUGCUGGGCAAAUGGUCCUACCUCGGAUGCGCCAAGGAUGCUGGCGCUGACCCAGCGUUGACGGGAUCCAGAUUCAAUGACCUUAAGAUGACGAUUGAAGGCUGUCAGGCCUAUUGCACAGAUCAAAAAUAUCCCAUUGCAGGUCUGAAGUAUGGUCGUGAAUGUUGGUGUGGACGCAGCGUAUCAUCAACCAACCCGAUUCAGCCUCCAGCUUCAUGUGCUGCUACUGCACAGAUGAUCUGCGGUGGUAAUAGUACUCAGUAUUGUGGAGCCCCGAACCUGAUCACCUUGUGGAACAGCAGUGCUAUUGCAUCAACCCAGGCACCAACCACCACUGGCACUGGUUCAGGAACCGGGACUUCUACUACAUCUAAGCCCACUGCUGCGACUACUUCCUCCGCUCCUGCCAACAUUCCCACUGCUGGGGUCACAACCAUUGCAAACGGCCAAGCUCUAUACAUCGGCUGUUACACGGAGGUCAGCGGCGGCCGUGCACUGUCUGGUGUGUCGUUCUCCAAUACCACCGGCAUGACUAACGACCUCUGUGCUUCAUAUUGCAUGUCCCGGAACUAUGCCCUCUUCGGGACCGAAUACUCACAAGAGUGCUACUGCGCCUCCACUCUCGCAAGCCGCAGCACCUUCUCCCCUCAAUCCGACUGUUCCCUGCCGUGCAAAGGCGACCCCUCGCAAAGAUGUGGUGGCAACGCCCGUCUCUCCCUCUGGAACAACACAAACUACAUCGCACCCCGCAAUCCGCCCACGCCAAAUAACCAGUUCAGCUACAUCGGCUGUUUCACCGAGGGCAAAACCGGCAGAGCCUUAGGCGCCACCGCCAGGAAUACCGCUUAUUCGAAAUCAGACUUGACUGCCAUGACGGUCGAGGUGUGCGCGUCGAUUUGCUUCAACAAGGGCUACAACUGGAUGGGCGUCGAGUAUGGUCAGGAAUGCUAUUGCAAUCAGGAGGGCCCGAUCAAUGGUGCCGCGGUGGCGCCGAAUGGGAAUAGGGAGUGCAAUAUGGUGUGUAAGGGUGAUAACAAGGAGUUCUGUGGGGCUGGGUCGAGGUUGAAUGUUUAUAGAAGGAUUGGUUCGACGUCGACGAAUAAGCUGGUCAAUGGUGGAAGGGUGGCAAGGUUUGUAAGGAGUUAUCAGGCUUGA